Messenger RNA from Aegilops tauschii subsp. strangulata, 1155 nucleotides. RefSeq lists its product as uncharacterized. NCBI's taxonomy places the organism in Eukaryota, Viridiplantae, Streptophyta, Magnoliopsida, Poales, Poaceae. The record is from RefSeq and is a predicted model, not a curated record.
UUCGGAGGCAAACGGUAGGUCCUGAAACGAUCGGUUUUUUUUUUUGAAGGAAAAACUCUAUCUGUAUCACCUAGAUAGACGAUAAGGUUGAGUUAAUUUCCAAGAAAAUCAAAUGCCGCCGAAAAGAUAACGUAGGUUAACGAUGCCGCCGCUGAUUGCACGGGUGGUCAGAACAACCACGACUCUGCGAGCCUGGGCUAAAAUAUAGCUAAUCCAUUCACAGCAGCCCCCGCCAAAAAAUAAAAAAAAAGUAAAAAAAAAAGGGGGUUCCAGCUUCAGCAGCACUGCUCAGCCAAAGUGCUGGUGCUAGAAAAUGAAGGGUGCUACUGUAGAUUCUUCAGGUCAAUUCCUGCCUGGCUUGCUAUAAAUGCACACGUCAAACGGACCCCCCUUGGCAAGUUCGCGGACAUACGCCGCUAGCCUCUGCCAUCCUAAUUCCUAGACACCUCCCGGCGAUGUACUCCUGCGACGACCGCGACCGCUCGGCCACGGCGGCGCGUAUCAUCAUGGAGUCCGGCGCCAAGUACCAGCCAUGCAACACGGCGGCGACGCGGACGGCCGGCGGCCAGGUCCCCUCGGACGCGCAGCGGCAGCAGCAGCAGCCGUCGCCACGGCGCGCCAGGAGGAAGCACUCGGGGUCGGCGUCGGCGUCGCGCCGGUCGGCCACCACCGUGGUGGCGACCGACGUGUCCAACUUCCGCGCCAUGGUGCAGGAGCUCACCGGCUUCCCGCCGGCCGCCAUCUUCCGGCCGCUGCCGCGCCGGGCCCACGCCGCCGGCUACUCCCUGGCCGCCGCCGCGCAUGGGUGCGGCGGUGCGCUGCAGGGCCACCGUUCGGACGCGGCAGCCACCGCCGGAAACUUCCCGGCCGUGGCGCAGCCGCUGGCGCACCCGCCGCAGUGCGCACCGCCGGGCGUGUUUGACGGGCUACCCGACCUCGGGUCGCCGGAGUUCGACACGUGGCCUGACUUGUCCUUCGAAUGACAUACAGCAGUCCUGGUCGGUAGAUUGUUAUAAUCAAGGGUGACUUGGUAAUUUCCUCCUGCUCAUGUUUAUGUUUGCGUUUGGCAAAGUCCUUUUCAGAAACAAAAGGAUGUCAUUUGUACAGCACACAAGUUUAUACAUGGCUAAAGUACUUAAGGGCUUAGCUUUUUCA